AACGUCGCAGCAUUACCGGGGGCACCGAGUGCCGCUUGGUAUAUAGUAUAUCAACUCUUGGCUCUCCUCCUCGUCGCCGUCACGUGAGCGAGCUAAUAAACGUACUCGCUCGCGCUUGAUGCUUGCAGCCGCUGCCUGCCCGCCAGCCGCCACCGCUGCUGUUGAGUACCUAUAACAUAGCUGGCAAGCAUCUCCUCGAUCGCCUUCCGGUCACCCGAGCAAUGCUGCUCGGCUGUCCCUGUUUUUGUUGUUGUUGUUGCUGCUGCUGAAACUCGCUCGCCUGAGUCCAGCUAAUCAGCUGACCUGCUGCUCCAAAACAGGACAGCAGCAGCAGCUCUCCUCCACGGCCACAUAGCUGCCAGCAGCAUUGCAGAAGUUUGAUAAAACAAGUUCAAGAUGACGGAAUACUGGUUGAUAUCUGCCCCAGGCGACGAAACUUGCCAACAAACAUGGGAGACGAUGAACAAUCUGACUUCCAAGCAAAAUUCUUUGUCAGUGAAUUAUAAGUUUCACAUACCUGAUCUAAAAGUGGGCACUUUAGAUCAGCUGGUAGGACUGUCAGAUGAUCUUGGAAAACUUGACACUUAUGUUGAACAAGUGACGCGCAAGGUGGCUACGUAUUUGGGUGAAGUUUUGGAAGAUCAAAGAGAUAAGCUACACGAAAAUUUAAUGGCCAAUAAUAGUGAUUUGCCCACGUACAUAACGCGAUUCCAGUGGGACAUGGCCAAAUACCCCAUCAAACAAUCGCUGAGAAACAUCGCGGACAUCAUUAACAAACAAGUCGGACAGAUAGACGCCGAUCUCAAAACGAAAUCUACCACUUACAACAAUCUGAAGGGUAGUCUGCAAAAUCUCGAAAAGAAACAAACAGGAAGCUUAUUGACGCGGAACCUGGCGGAUCUGGUGAGAAAAGAACACUUCAUACUGGACAGCGAAUACUUGACGACUCUGCUGGUCAUUGUGCCAAGACAAGGUUUUCAAGAGUGGAAUGCCAUGUAUGAGAAAUUGACCGACAUGAUUGUACCGAGAAGCUCCCAGCUCAUCACUCAAGACCAGGAGUACGGGCUUUACACGGUCACCCUCUUUAAAAAAGUCAUCGAGGAAUUCAAGCUCCACGCUCGCGAGAAGAAAUUCAUAGUGCGCGACUUUACGUACAACGAGGAGGAGCUCGCUGCAGGUAAAAAUGAGAUGACCAAGCUCGUGACGGACAAGAAAAAACAGUUUGGCCCUCUCGUGCGGUGGUUGAAGGUCAAUUUUAGCGAGUGCUUCUGCGCUUGGAUCCACGUCAAGGCCUUGCGGGUUUUCGUCGAGUCGGUCCUCAGGUACGGCUUGCCCGUCAAUUUCCAAGCCAUUCUACUGCGCCCGAAUAAAAAGAGCACCAAGCGAUUGCGGGACGUCUUGAAUCAGCUGUACGCUCAUUUGGAUUCAUCAGCCACGUCUGGUGGCUUGCAGUCCGGCAAUCAAGAUAGCGUCGACAUUCCCGGGUUGGGCUUCGGUCAGAGCGACUACUUUCCGUAUGUCUACUACAAGAUCAAUGUAGAUAUGGUUGACAAUAAAGUUUAAUUUUCGAUAAUGGCUGUACAUCUUGCGCACAUUCGAGUACAUUGGCUCAUCAAAGUGACUAUUUACUGCUGCCGACCUUGCUGCUGAUAUAUUCUUUUCAAUGUACACACAAUCAGGUGUAUACCGGAAUUAAAAAAAAAAAAACAAAAACAAAAAAAAAACAAAACAAAACAAAAGAAAACACAAAAAAAAAAGCAAGAGAAAAAACGGAUUUUUUUAACCAUACGAGUUAAACACUUCAUUGACGUACUUCGAACCAUAGCAAGUCUAAUUUUAAUUCUUCCAAGCGCAAUGGUAAAACAAUUAUUAUUGAAAAAAAAACAGUUCCAACAAUUUUCCGUGUACGAGUCUUUGUUAGAUGACAAUGAAAACAAUAUUUUUAUAGCAAUUUCAGAAAAAAGUAUUUUAAACAUACUAAGUUCUAAAACCAUUAAUUGAUUAGUGAAGUGAAAAAAUUUCUCUAAAUUACUGUAGUACUCUAUGAAAAUACGCGUUUAUUAUUUUCUAGUGUUUUGUUCUAGGUAAUUAUCUUUGCGUGUUUUCCGAGCUAAGUUUUCGAACCUUUGAAGAAAAAUUAAUGUCAAAAA
Molecule: messenger RNA, 2150 nt
Organism: Copidosoma floridanum
Lineage: Eukaryota; Metazoa; Arthropoda; Insecta; Hymenoptera; Encyrtidae
Gene: Vha44
Product: V-type proton ATPase subunit Vha44
Biological process (GO): proton transmembrane transport
Cellular component (GO): vacuolar proton-transporting V-type ATPase, V1 domain; lysosomal membrane
Molecular function (GO): proton-transporting ATPase activity, rotational mechanism
Source: RefSeq, a predicted model, not a curated record